UGUGACAUAUAAAAGCUGUUAGCUGCUCCUGCAGCCAGCAGCAUUCAAACCUUGCAGAGUUUUGCUCUCUGAGAGCUUGUAAUAAGACACACUCUUAAAAGAGUUCAUGCUACAACCUAGCAAAGAACUUUAAGUUUUUGGAAGAACAAUAUAUUCAUUUUGGCAUUCUGCAGAGACCCUAACUCUACCUUUCUGCUUUAAAGCAAAGUAAACCCUGCCUUCAAACCUCAAAAUGAUAGCAAUCUCUGCAGUCAGCAGUGCACUCCUGUUCUCCCUUCUCUGUGAAGCAAGUGCCGUCGUCUUACUCAAUUCCACUGACUCAUCCCCGCCAACCAAUAAUUUCACUGAUAUUGAAGCAGCACUAAAAGCACAACCAGAUUCUGCGGAUCUCCCCAAAGCCAGGCGGAAGCGCUACAUUUCGCAGAAUGACAUGAUCGCCAUUCUUGAUUAUCAUAAUCAAGUUCGCGGCAAAGUGUUCCCACCAGCAGCAAACAUGGAAUAUAUGGUUUGGGAUGAAAAUCUUGCAAAAUCUGCAGAGGCUUGGGCAGCUACUUGCAUUUGGGAUCAUGGACCUUCUUACUUACUGAGAUUUUUGGGCCAAAAUCUAUCUGUACGAACUGGAAGAUAUCGCUCUAUUCUCCAGUUGGUCAAGCCAUGGUAUGAUGAAGUGAAAGAUUAUGCUUUUCCAUAUCCUCAGGAUUGCAAUCCCAGAUGUCCUAUGAGAUGUUUCGGUCCUAUGUGCACACAUUAUACGCAGAUGGUUUGGGCCACCUCCAAUCGGAUAGGUUGUGCAAUUCAUACUUGCCAAAACAUGAAUGUCUGGGGAGCUGUGUGGCGACGUGCAGUUUACCUGGUAUGCAACUAUGCCCCAAAGGGAAAUUGGAUUGGAGAAGCACCAUAUAAAGUAGGGGUACCAUGUUCAGCUUGCCCUCCAAGUUACGGAGGCUCUUGCACUGACAAUCUUUGUUUUCCGGGAGUAACGUCAAACUACCUAUACUGGUUUAAGUAAGCUUGUAUUUCCUCCAGGAAAUAGAAUGGUUUCUGAGAAUCAUAGGCAUAUAUAUAUAUUGAGUUUUGCACAUAUUAUACAUAUUUUAUAAUAAUCUUUUCCCUUUUAUUAUUCAUUGUAUAAAUUAGUGUUUGUCUAGUAUGUUUGUUUCAUCUAUGAGGUAAUCAAAACAUCCAUUUCUAUCUUCUGACCUCUCAAACCAAGUUAAAAUGUUGUAUAUGUAGUAUUGACACUGUCAAUACAUCCAAUUCUAAAAAUUGCUUUCUGAAGGAAUUAUGUUAGAUUUGUGAGGAAAAAAAAUAUAUUUGACCUGUAGUUUAUAUGUGUGUAUGUAGAUACAUGUACACAUAUGUGUGUGUGUAUAUAUACAUGCACAAACAUAUAAUAGAUGAUGUAACAUAGGCAACAAUGGGAAAUUUAAAAUUUUAAAUUAUGGUGAAUUUAAAAAUAUACAAUUCUGAAAUAUAUAUGAGGUGGUGGGACAUCUUUAGCACCCAUUUUAUAAUGGGUUAUUUGCAAAAUAACACUCUGUGCUUUCUGGACAAAAUAAUUUAAUUGAGCCACCAAGGAUUUCAUUCUGGAGGUAUUUUGUCUUAUUUUGGUUCACCAAAGGAUAUGCUCAACUUAUAUGUUUCAAGUCAUGCCUUUUGCUUAAUCUCUUUUACUGAAUUAGUAAUCAUGUGUUGAGUGCAAGGCACUCUGCUAGUUAUUUUCUGGUAAUGUAAAGAGAAUGAGAUAUGGUUCCUGCCUUCAAGAAGCUCACAAAGAUAUUCAGGAAAUAAUGCAGUUUAAGAUUUUGCUGCAAAAUUACAUUUAUUUUGACAAAUUGAUUUUAGUGUAUGUUUGAGGAAGUAGAUGCCACAAUGGUCACCUCUAGAUGGGUUAGGUGAUGAGGCUCACUGUGUAAUCUGUACAGCUUUUGGUUAGCAUGAAAAUGUAGCUACACCACUUGGAACUAAGAGAGGCAGAGAAGAAUUAAUUGCCCAGGGAUUACUGUAUUAGAAUAAAUAGUUGUGAGUUUGGAAGGACACACUAAAAAAUCUGACUUGGCCCAGGACAAUUAAGAUUUAGGAGAUAGGUAUGAAAAGUCACAGAAGUAGGGUUACUCGUUAUAGACGAGACCUUCAGAAGGGUCUUUCCUGAGUCCAAGAUAUCUUGAGGCCUGUCAGCAGAGGGUAAAGGGUGCCAGAAACAUGUUAGAGGCCAAGGACAUUUCCAUCUUUUCGUGUCAUUAGCUGGCCAGCAUCAGUCCAAUAACCACGAGCCUCUGGAUAUCACAUUAAAGAUCCUGCAGGCACACCGCAGUUAUGGAUGGGCAAAGUGGCCUUCUUCAGAGGAUUUCUUAAGGAUUAAUUAGCAAAUCUUAUUUCCAUGUCUAUGUAGAAGAAUAAUUUUCAGUUCCCCACUGAGUUUGAUUGUGGAAGUUAAAUCAAAGUCACAAUAAAAUUUUCACUCAUGUGAUUUUGGAACUGCAAUGUUUCCUCAUGCAGGAAAUCACUAUUAGAGAAGAAAAUUUAACAUCUGGGUCAAGACACUUACAUUAUGUGGCGUGUGUGUGUGUGGGGGGGGGUAGUGAAUGAAAGAAGUGAGAGAGAAUGAAAGAGAGGGAGAAUUGUGUGAGUGAGAUUCAAGUUAUGUAAAGCUUUUGUAGAAUUACAGAUAAGCAAACAAGUUAGUUCCAGAGUGCAAAUAACAGAAGGAAGCUACUUGUUUAAAAUUCUCUACACAUUUGCAAUUUCUUAGGGCGGAUGCACUGAAAAAUGGCAGUUAAUUAAAUCCAGUCAAUGAGGGAAAAAUCCACCAUCUGGAGUUUAGGUUUACAUGAUGACAAACAAUUGGCCUGAUUUCUUUUACAAAUUGAAUGUGGUGACCAAAUAUUUUGAUAUUAUACUACUCUGCUUUUGUGGGCACAUAUAUAGACUUUAUUAAAAACAAAUAUUUUUGGAGACUGAAUGGAGAAGAGGAAUAGUUGUAAGAUUCAGGCCCCAGUCUAACUUUUAUCUAACUAUGGGCAAUUGGAGAGGAGGCUAAUUAGUAGGAUGUUUACUUGAUUUAUCUAGAAAGUAUUUUCAGCUUUCAUUUUCCUAUACUUGUUCUACAGAAGGAGCAAAAGUGCUAUUAAACAAAGAUGACUAUUCUCAGUUCCAGUCCUGUUACUGGAUUGCUUGUGUGGCUUGAUUUCUCACUUCUGAAAAAGGAUAAUGAUAUUUGCUACAUAUUUCACAGAGGUUCCCCUGAGGCUAAAGUUAUGCUAUUAGUAGUAAUUUAUGAAUAUUAAAAGCAUCAUGAGUGUGAAACUUAUUUGGGACAAAUUAAGUUUAUGAGCUUCUCUUUGGCAGAAACUCUGUCUGAUUCUUUGUAUUCAUCCCAGUUUCUUAUAUACUGGCUGUAAUGUAAUAAGUAUCUAAUAGAUGUGUCUAUGGGUAUAUUUUUAGAAUUAACUAAAAAGUCUAGAAUUGCAACAAUUCAGAGGAGUCCCACCUUUCUAUGUUUUAUUAAGACAAAAAAAUUCUUAACUAUAAAGCUCUGAACACAUCAAAAAUCCAGAUAAAUCAUCAAACAUACCAGAUUAAGACUAGGGUCAAGGUGCGUAUGACUUAUACCAUAGCCCUUUCCAAAUCACAACGAGAGCUAUAGAUUUAUUUAUAAUUUAACAACUCAGCUGAAAAUAUAACGGGUAUUUUUGUUAUGCUAUGUGUACUUCUUAAAGUUAGUAAUAUAAAGUAGGCAUGUGAAAUGUUUUAUUUUCCGGGCUAAGGCAAAUGAAAAUUUGCUGGUGUCAACAGUGUGUCCUGUUUUUCACAGCAUUCAACCAUGGUGCUAGGAUAGCUACUUCUCACUGUAAUUUCCAGGGGCAGAAAGAGUGGGCAUCAGAUAUUUCUUAAGAGCUGCUUCCAAUAGUCAAUGUUGAGGCUUUCAUUUCAAAACCUAUCACUCAAAAAAAAAAAAAAAAGAGCAUUUUACAUAUUCUACAUUCUACAGCACUGAUUCUCUCUAUGGCAUGGAUUUUUCAAAUCACCCUCUGAUUCAGAAAAAGAGUAAGAAAACUUCUAUCGCAAUAUAGUUUUUCUUUUUGGCUUCUGUGUCAUCAGAAGACUGGAAAAAUUACAGUCUUAGCUAUGAAACUGAUGGGUUUCUUUAUAGAAUUGUGCUGGUGUUGUGGAGGCAACUGUUAGUGUUACUGAUUAUGACAGAUAAGCUUGCUUUUAAAAUGUAAUGGAUAUGAUUUCUGUUAUGAUCAUUGUUGCCACUGUUUGAUAGCCUAAGCAGUGUGAUUUCUGCGGUCUGUCAGGGUUUCCCUACCAGCUUCAUUUGGCAGCACCAUCAUGUACACUUGAAACCUUUGUGGAAACAUGCAUUUGAAAGCUCUGUGCUGCUUCAGCACAGAGCUGACCAGACACUAAGGCAAGUUCACCUGAUACAAUUCAUUCAGACUAUUUAAAUUGGAGCAGCAUGCAUUUUUCUCUUUAAUAAUGCUUGCUUUAAAUCAACUUAUAACAUCGAUGGAAGCAGAGUUGAUACAUUUAGACCAGCUGAAGUGUUUUGUGUUCAUACCCUGCUUAUUAAAUGAAUAUAUAAGCUAAACAGAUCAUUUGAAUGCGUCCAGGAACUCAGCCUAUGGUCAAUGUUCACCUCUCAUAUAACAACAUUCCCUUGUUCCUCAGUAUCACAGGAUGCAAAUUUUGACAUAAAUGGAAGCUUUUACCUACUGAAGUGUUUACGGAGAGUGAAGUUAGAUUUCUGCCAUAAACACACACACACACACACACACACACACACACACACAUGACUUACAUUGUCAUUAUAUGUGUGGGGGAAAGCAUAUUUAAACACAUGCAAAAUUAUUUUUAAGACUUAUGCCAUGAUAUAAUUUUGAAUUAUGACAGGUCAAUCAAAAACUUAGAAAGUUUAAUAAUUCACUCAUUAAUGGUGCUGAAAAUGUGUUACAACGACCAUAUCCUUGCUACGAUUUUGAGGUUUCUUUUCAGUUAAGGUUUUUAUUAAGUGUGAACUAUCAUUAUUGAUUCUGGUGCUAUACACGUGGUGCUAAAUGAAUCAUUAGCAUUAAUAGCUUUAGUGAUGCUCUUUUUAUUCAUUGUUAAAAGUGGUAUCCAUUCAAUUUCUGAUUCAGAAAUAUUAAUAAAAUCCUGUUAAAUUAAUCUUACCCAGAAAGAGGCCAGUGAACUCUCUUUAUGUCUAACUGCCCAACAUUAUUUAGAUGUUACAGAAUGUAAAUAUGCUUCUUUAGAAGUCAUCAAUUUUCUUUUUUAAGGCAUUUUUUGCUUGGCAAUGUCCAAAUUCAAGUAUCACCUGAAGGGUAGAGUGCACCUACACCAACCAUGCUGCAGGCACUGGCGCCCUCUGGUGAUUGUGAAGAUACAUUUUUGAUGGCUGCUUGGCCUGCAAAAAAGGCCAUUUCUUUGGUUCAAAAAAAUUUAAGAUUUUCAGUAUUGGAAUUCUUGAAUACUCUUUAAAUCUGACAACAUUUGAAGAUGCUUGGCACUAUAUAGAUAAAUUUUGAAGAGAAUAAGAAUUUAUCUUGGCAUCCACUUUCCUAAAUAAUAUUUUUUUAUGAUAUUUUAGUUCUAAGGUGCUUAUUGAAGUGGGUUUUUUUUAACUAGAUAUUGAUAAAGUAUAUUCUCAUUUGGUUUAAAUCAUAAAUAUAAUUAGAGUUAAAAUUAGCAAACAGAAUUAUAAGUGUGUCUCAUUUUCAGAAGUGAUUAUUUUUAUUUAAUAUAAUACAUAAGAUUAAGAGGAGAUAUGUCAAAAAAUGAAUUUCAUAAAAAGGGAUUAUCCAUUGGUCUAAAAUUUGAUAAUAUUCUUUGCUCAUACUAUUUAGCUAAUGAUAAAAUCAUAUUCCACUCAAAGUCCUUCUACCCUAACAAAUGUACAUACAAACUUAGAAUUAUAUCACCGGAUAUAGUUAAUGAAAACAAAAUUUUUAGGUAAACUUCCAGUUGAGGUAUGUUAUUGACAUUAUGUGUAUGUAUCACAUAAUUGUGAUAAUCUGUUUUAACAGAAAUGUUUCUUAAGCUAUGUUAGCAUAACCAAAUGAAAUAUAUUUUGAAGCAGUUUUCCACAUUAGUAUUUUCAAACUUAUUUUAAAGCAAGAGAACACUUUUUAUGAUCUCAAUUAUAUAUAAAAGCUCUAACGUAUACUACACACAAAAUGGAUCUGCUUCUAACCCAAACCUUCCCCAGUGCCUGGGAAGUUUCAUCUGAGAGCCAUAGGAUUCUAUCAAGCAGAAAAACAUUGAUCUAAAACAUCUAAUUCCCCCAAUUUUUCUCUAAAUCAGGUAAUUAAAGCAAGAAAAAAAUGAGACACUAAAUCAUUUCAAUACCCACUUCACUUUACAUAUGUUAGAAGCUUCUGGUUUGAUGAAGUAUUAAAUACUGAUUUUAACUGGUGCUUGGAGAUAGAUUGCAGGAUCUUGUGUUUUGUUAUUUGACAAACAGAAUUUUGGUACCAUAGUAGUUUGAGAAUUGGAGAUCAUUGUGGUGCACAUAUGAAAAUAAUGCGUUUUUACAGUAUCUAAAUAUUUCAAAUAUGUACAUAAUCCUAAAAUACACUAUAUCAUUUUAGAUUUUUUUAAAGAUUAACUUGGAUAAGUUUUAUUCAUUACCUAACACUGUGGCAGUAAAAGGUGCUUUGAUGUUGUGAUAUGUCAUGAAUGUGUAUAUACAUAAAACCUGUGUAAACCUCUCCUUAUAAAGCAUAGCAAGUGUAGCUUUUUGAGCUCUGCUGUAUUUUCUUUCUUUCAAUAAAAUAUUAUAAUUGUUUUGUUUUAAAA
Molecule: messenger RNA, 6801 nt
Organism: Canis lupus familiaris (dog)
Lineage: Eukaryota; Metazoa; Chordata; Mammalia; Carnivora; Canidae
Gene: PI15
Product: peptidase inhibitor 15
Exons: 6
Coding region: 233-1009 (258 amino acids)
Cellular component (GO): extracellular region
Source: RefSeq, a predicted model, not a curated record